AUGGCGGAUGAAUUUCAGCUUGGUAGUGGAAACUGGUGGGAUUCACCAAGAAGCAGGUUUGAAAGUGGAUCGACUCCAUCAACUACGACAACAAAUAGCUUAGUAAGAUUUGGAUGGCCGACAGAAAUAGUGGAUAUCAAAGCAACGUCAUCAAUCGAUUCCGUGUCAGAUUCUCGGAGCUCAAUUGUUUUCCAAGAUACCCAGAAGCUGCAAGUGCCUGAUCCCAACUUGAUUGGUUUAGGCCUUUCAUCUCAAGGAAUGGAUUGGAACCAAGCUCUACUUAGGGGUGAAAAAUCUGAGAGUAGUUUUCGGUCGAUGCUUCAAGAAGACUUAAACUCGAACACAAGUUUUCAGCAAGAAGGUGGGAUAUCAUCUUCUCAAGUACAGUGGAGACAGAAAAUGUAUUCUGCAAGUUCUGAGGACUCCUCCAUGAACGAGUUCAAGCAAAUUAACAGAGGUUUAACAUUAGAUCAACCACAGUACAGUUCUCAUAUCAGCUCAAGCGACAGUACUAUAACAUGUCAAGGCUUACAAACUAGUUUUCAGAUGGAUUCAGCCAUGUAUGGAAGUCCUUCAACUAUGUUUCAGGGAUUAUUAGGAUCUGAUAACCAGCAACAACAAUCGAAUUUCGAGAGCAGAACGAUGAAUUAUUCGUAUCCAUCUAGCUAUGGAAUGAACUCUGCUGAAGCCAUGCCUUCUAGUUCUUGGUCUAAAUUUCCCCAGUUUCUCAGAAGUUCACCUCCAAAACAAGCACCUCAUAGCCAGUUACACUUCUCCAACAACGCUCCGUUUUGGAAUGCUUCCACAGCCCCCAUGAACGAUGCUCGACCGAGCUUUUUCCCAUCGUUACAAACGAAAUUUCCGACGACAAACUUUGAUGAAAAACCAAAGAAUACAUCAGAAGUUCGGGACUUGGGCACAGUGGUGAAGAAAAGCAGCAGUGAACCAUCAAAUAAAAGGCCUCGUAAUGAAACCCCAUCACCUUUGCCAGCUUUUAAGGUUAGGAAAGAGAAGAUGGGGGACAGAAUCACUGCAUUGCAACAAUUGGUUUCGCCUUUCGGAAAGACCGAUACUGCCUCAGUGCUCUCUGAAGCUAUUGAAUACAUCAAGUUCCUCCAUGAACAAGUCAGUAAGUCUGAUAAAUCCAAUGAUCCUGAAGGACCCAAGCAAGAUCUUAGAAGUCGAGGACUAUGUCUGGUACCCGUUUCGAGCACCUUCCCUGUCACUCAUGAAACAGUUGAUUUUUGGAACCCUACUUUUGGAGGAACUUUCAGAUAA
Ilex paraguariensis (yerba mate) is the source of this 1278-nucleotide messenger RNA. The record is from the annotation of a GenBank genome assembly. NCBI's taxonomy places the organism in Eukaryota, Viridiplantae, Streptophyta, Magnoliopsida, Aquifoliales, Aquifoliaceae.